AUGCCAAGGGAAGAAUGGUUUGAUUCGGUUAGCAUUAUGGAGUCCGAAUUCGACGAUGAUUGCCAUAGUAUAUUCGUAGGUAAUUCACUCGUUGACGACAAUGCUCUAUCAAUGAACCCGAUCACAAAGCUAACGAAUCUACGUUCAACAGGUGGAACUGAUAAGUACUUAUACCGUCCCCGAGCCGGAACUCUAAUCCUUCCCUCCGGAGAGAAGGGAAGUCCAGGAACCUGGUCAGUGGUUUCACCGUCGGUUUUUAAGCUUCGUGGACCUACUUUCUUCAGUGAUAAACAAAAGGCCCGCGCUCCGGAUUAUAGCCCCUAUGUUCCGAUAGGGGUCGAUUUAUUCGUCUGCCCGAGAAAAAUGAACCACAUUGCAGAGCACCUUGAGCUGCCAAAAGUAAAACCACAUGAUAAAGUGCCUCCACUUUUGAUUGUUAAUAUACAGGUGCCAACUUAUCCUGCCAAUGUGUUUGUCGGCGAUGCCGACGGGGAAGGCUUGAGCCUUGUCUUGUAUUUCAAGGUGUCGGAUACUUUUGAAGAAGAUAUACCCCCUCAAUUCCUAGAAAACAUAAAGAAAUUUAUUGACGAUGACAUGGAAAGGGUUAGAGGGUUUGCCAAAGAGUCCAUUGUUCCAUUCAGAGAGAGGCUAAAGAUUAUGGCAGGGUUAGUUAACCCUGACGACCUCCAAAUUGGUAAUACUGAAAAGAAGAUGAUUCAAGCUUAUAACGAUAAACCGGUUCUUUCACGUCCUCAACACAGUUUCUAUCAGGGGGAGAAUUACUUCGAGAUCGAUAUAGAUAUACACAGGUUUAGCUACAUAUCUAGGAAAGGACUUGAAUUGUUUAUCGACCGCAUGCAGUUCGGGAUAGUAAAUCUGGGUCUAACCAUUCAGGCAAAUAAACCAGAGGAGCUCCCAGAGCAAGCUUUGUGCUGUUUACGCUUGAAUCAGAUUGAUUUUGUAAAUCAUGGCCAAAUUCCCACCAUUGUAACCAGUCAAGAAGACUGUUCAAUUUGAUGAACAGACAUCAGGAAGAUUUCUUGCUUAUAAAGCCAACAGUUCUGCCAUUUUU
Hibiscus syriacus is the source of this 1072-nucleotide messenger RNA. RefSeq lists its product as uncharacterized. Bases 1 to 1017 code for a protein of 338 amino acids. NCBI's taxonomy places the organism in Eukaryota, Viridiplantae, Streptophyta, Magnoliopsida, Malvales, Malvaceae. The record is from RefSeq and is a predicted model, not a curated record. The transcript has 6 exons.